This is a messenger RNA of Entrophospora candida, 317 nucleotides long. The record is from the annotation of a GenBank genome assembly. Lineage: Eukaryota; Fungi; Glomeromycota; Glomeromycetes; Entrophosporales; Entrophosporaceae.
AAAAAGUUAAAGAUUUGACUAAGCUACAUGAAGCCAAAGUCCUCAUGUAUAAACUACUAAUUACAAGUAUUCCAAAAUGUCUCGUUAAUGAAAUACAAGAUAUGCCUUUGCUUGGAGUCCAAUUCAUAGGUGCUACAGCAGAAAUUUAUUUAGCAAAUUGGCAACUAAAUAUGCGACCAGUAAUUUUUUCAGUUAUGAAAUUUGACUUUCCUGAGCAAAUAACUUCUCUACCCACGUUAACCAAGGCAGUUGCAAAACUUUUAUCAUUGAAACCUUAUAUCAUUGAACAAAAAAGAAUUACGGGAACUUUUGAUUAA